Messenger RNA from Haliotis rufescens (red abalone), 1003 nucleotides. Its product is annotated as alkaline phosphatase, tissue-nonspecific isozyme-like. Gene Ontology annotation, molecular function: alkaline phosphatase activity. The coding region runs from base 324 to 965 and encodes 213 amino acids. The transcript has 4 exons. Lineage: Eukaryota; Metazoa; Mollusca; Gastropoda; Lepetellida; Haliotidae. The record is from RefSeq and is a predicted model, not a curated record. Gene Ontology annotation, biological process: dephosphorylation.
CAAAACCGGACAGGAGAAACAGAAUACUAUUAAAAAUGUAGGGGAUUGAUUUGAGCCUAACGGGGAGAGGUCUGAGCCUUGAGUGAGUGUUUUGGGCCGAGUAGAGUCGAUCGACCUGAGUCAAGGGUGAAAACACUCCAGAGUGAAUUUUUAAGGGAUUGAUUUGAGCCUGCUACACCGGCGUAAGUCCAAUCAAGCUAAAAAUGUAUGCCAUUUAGGUGAAAUAAUCUCGAACGCGACGUUAAACCCUUUUUCACGAUUUCGUUACGGCGAUUUUGCCUUUGCACUGUUGAAGGACUGUUCAACCAGGAUCAGUUUGCAGGAUGCAGUUUGAGGCCGAGAGGCAGCAGCAUCCAUAUAAAGAACCAUCUUUAGCUGCCAUGACGGACAAGGCGAUACAGAUACUCAGGAAAACCCCCAAGGGAUACUUCCUCUUCGUCGAAGGCGGUCGCAUCGAUCAUGCGCAUCACGUAAACCUCGCGGCACUUGCAUUGUCGGAAACUGUAGCAUUUUCUGAAGCAGUCUCACGCGCUGACAACCUGACCAGUCAGAAGGACACGUUGAUAGUGACCACAGCUGACCACUCCCACACCAUGAUGAUGGCCGGAUACCGCUCUAGAGGCAACAAUAUUCUUGGUGUUGUGGACGCAUCUCUUGACGAUGACAACCUGACAUACACAACGUUGAUCUACGGAAACGGCCGAAACGUCAACUACGGGGGUCGGCGUAACCUGACGGAUGAUGUGACGACCAAGUUGAAUUAUACCGCGGAGUCAGCAGUGCGGCAGGAUCUAGAAACACACGGAGGUGAAGAUGUUGCGAUUUAUGCACGGGGUCCGAUGUCACACCUCUUCCACGGGGUCCACGAACAGAACUACAUUGCGCAUGUCAUGAUGUACGCUUCCUGUGUCGGACCGUAUGCUAAAAAAAAGACAAUGCGCCAGGUCCUUGCUCUCUUCUCCUAAUGCGCAGCCUCAGAAACCCAGCAUCAGUUUGGCAUCAU